UGUUUUAUGAUUUAUUUUGCAGUGGUAAAACAAUUGAGCUUGAUGAUGUUACUUUUCAUCAAUGUGUAAAUUUGACGAGGUUUAACUCAGAGAAGACAGUCAGCUUUGUACCACCCGAUGGGGAAUUUGAAUUGAUGAAAUAUCGUAUUACUGAGGGUGUUAAUCUUCCAUUUCGAGUACUCCCAACAAUUAAGGAGCUUGGUAGGACACGUAUGGAAGUUAAUGUUAAGGUGAAGAGUGUCUUUGGUGCAAAAAUGUUUGCUCUUGGCGUGGUCAUUAAAGUUCCUGUUCCAAAACAGACAGCUAAAACUAAUUUUCAAGUGACAUCGGGUCGAGCCAAGUACAAUGCCUCUAUUGAUUGCAUUGUGUGGAAGAUCAGAAAAUUUCCUGGACAAACAGAACCAACCAUGAGUGCAGAAAUUGAGCUGAUUUCUACAGUGACGGAAAGGAAACCUUGGACACGGCCACCAAUUCAGAUGGAGUUUCAGGUUCCCAUGUUCACCGCAUCUGGUUUACGUGUCCGUUUCCUUAAGGUGUGGGAGAAGAGUGGUUACAACACAGUUGAAUGGGUUCGUUACAUAACUAAAGCUGGAUCAUACGAGAUCCGGUGUUAGAAUUACAAAGAUCUAGCCACGAAGUAUAAAGAACGAAAAGAAAUUGAUUGGAUGGACAUAGAAUGACCAAAACAUUCUCGUCGACACCAUCGUUAUUCAAGACAAUUAAGAGAAGGUUCAUGGAGAGAGUGGGGGUGGUUUUUGAUGGAUCAUUGGAGCAUGUUAGUUGCUUUUGUUUUUGUUGUCCUACACCUUUGAGCAUAGCUAUUUGAUGUUUAUACUGUUAGAGCAUAUGUAAGCCAAACUUCUAUAUUCUUUUCUCCCUCCUUUCUGCUUAUUUUUUCGUCAUUAGAGAAACGAGAUCAUUCCUUGUGGCUGCCUUUCUGUUGUAAUCAAGGCCUUGUAGUGAACACUCUUUGUUGGAUGAAUUUCUUUGAUUGCUGGUUUGUGAUCGACCUUGUGAAUUUUAUGAUAAUACUUCUUUCAAGAUAA
This is a messenger RNA of Cucurbita pepo subsp. pepo (vegetable marrow), 1046 nucleotides long. Lineage: Eukaryota; Viridiplantae; Streptophyta; Magnoliopsida; Cucurbitales; Cucurbitaceae. The record is from RefSeq and is a predicted model, not a curated record.